Messenger RNA from Caenorhabditis remanei, 915 nucleotides. RefSeq lists its product as uncharacterized. Gene Ontology annotation, cellular component: cytoplasm. Lineage: Eukaryota; Metazoa; Nematoda; Chromadorea; Rhabditida; Rhabditidae. The coding region runs from base 1 to 915 and encodes 304 amino acids. Gene Ontology annotation, molecular function: channel activity. The transcript has 6 exons. The record is from RefSeq and is a predicted model, not a curated record.
AUGCCCUUGGUAACAAUACUCCCUCAAGACCUACUCGCCGAACAAUCACUAAACCAGCUCUAUACCUGCAUUGUCUACUCAUGUAUCGUAUUUGCCAGCACUCAUUUCGCCAGAUGGAUCGGACAGACGUAUCUGGACGCUGACUUGGAGUGGAAAUUCAACGAGUUGCUCAGUACGUUGGCGAGAUGCGCGUGUCUCUGGCCAGAAGGAAUAAUCCUUGCCCACUACGGCUACAUCGCAAUGUUCAUCACAAUCGUGAUCCACCGAAAACUCGCCGAGUGUCUCAACAGCGGCGCCGGCGAAAACGCAUCAAUUCUCGUCGAAGAGGGUGUCGUUCGCGAUCGAAUGUUCUUCGGCGAUCGUCUUUGGCUCACCGUUAUUCAAAUGUUCACCGCUCUCUUCUCUUAUAUUUAUGCAGCGGAAAAUUUUGGAUACGCGGGCAAAUUGACUGGAUUCCCUGCGUUGGGCAAAUUGUGUCUGUUGAAUGAGACGAUUCCGCUGGUGUUGGUGGGCGUGGCUCAGUUUGUGGGCACUUUCUCAUUGAGAUUCGUUUUGCAUCGAACGGCGACGCCGGAGUUGAAGAAGUAUCAAGCAGGCGUCUACGCGUUUUUCUUCGUUACAAGUCACUAUCUGACCGGUGUCACUGGUCUCGAUCCCAUCCUCUGCCUCGCAAUGGUCUACCCUUGUACCAUGAAACAGGAAAACAUAUUUAUGAAAUACCUUAGUAUCUACUUGUUGUGCGUCAACAGUGGAUACGCAAUCUCUGCUCGUCUAUGCGGUGAAUACCCACUGAGAAGCAUCCAUCGUCAGAGAUUCGAGGUUGCCGAAGAAGCUCGCAUCGCCGCUCGCCCACCACCAUCGCCACCAGCGCCCAAGUUUGUUGGAAAAGGGAAUAGAAGACGUCAAGUGCGAUAA